Molecule: messenger RNA, 1294 nt
Organism: Drosophila obscura
Lineage: Eukaryota; Metazoa; Arthropoda; Insecta; Diptera; Drosophilidae
Gene: Tsen34
Product: tRNA-splicing endonuclease subunit Sen34
Exons: 6
Coding region: 136-960 (274 amino acids)
Biological process (GO): tRNA-type intron splice site recognition and cleavage; tRNA splicing, via endonucleolytic cleavage and ligation
Cellular component (GO): tRNA-intron endonuclease complex
Molecular function (GO): tRNA-intron lyase activity; nucleic acid binding
Source: RefSeq, a predicted model, not a curated record
UAACUCAACUUUUUGCCACCACUACGCUCCUAUGCUAAACCUAUGUAAAAAAAAACUGCAAGAACUGUAAAAACGCAAUAACUUAAUAGCCCAACAGUAGUGUAAACAGGCAUAAUAAUAAAAUUGCGUGAAAAAAUGUAUUUAACUCUAUUAAACGGAACUGGCUAUGUUUUCAGUGUGGACGAUUACAUGGAGCUGCGAACCAAGCAUCGACUAAUGGGUGCACUCGUGGGCACGGCCAACACCAAAGGCUGGUGCCCAGAUCAGUCCACUCUUCCCGUAGAAUUGACGAAAUUCGAGACACAAUUGAUCCUGGACGAGGGCUUAGCUCUGCUGGUCAACAAAUCGAAAGCAUUCAGUGCAUCUCCUACGCCAAAAGAGCUGACUGAAUAUAGAUCCGACCUUGAUGAGCGUUUGGAGGGUCAGGCGGAUGCCCUGAAGGCGGAGAAACUACGAGAGACCGAGCGUUAUAUGGAAAAGAUUCUGCUUGGAAAGCGCAACAAGUUGUUAAAGCAGGGUCUGGCUACAAAAGCUGCUGCCUUAGUCGGUGACGAUGUGCUUAAGGAAGUGGCAGACAAUUUCAAGUUCGAUCUACAGAAUGCCCUGGUGGAAGUUCCCUGCGAACACCUAAGCAAGCACACUGCGCAAAUCGUUCCUGGACCACUUGUGGACACCGGUUGCAUCAGGUACCGAAUAUUUCGGGACCUCUGGCUGCGGGGCAAGUUCGUAACUUCUGGCGAAGCAUUUGGCGCAGAUUUUCUAGUCUAUCCCGGAGAUCCCCUUAUCUACCAUGCCUCGCACAUCGUGAUUGUACAGAAUACCUCACUGAUAAGGCCUUUGGACUGGAUUGCCAAGGUCCGUCUCUCGGUGAUUGUGAACAAGAGCUGCAUGUUUGCUUAUGAGAAGAGAGGUGAAGGAAUAACCUAUCAAACGGUGGCCUGGUGCAAUCCCAGCAAGUAAAAGCAGAGAAGAGCAGGAGCACUGCCCUGUCUGCCUGUCUCUGGUUUAAGAGUGUGUUGCUGUGCACAUGUUAACUUCAUUUACGGCAUGCAGGCCAGGGUGAUGUGGUGUGUUCCAGUCCAUUCCGUUCGGAGCUUCAGUGGGAAAGGAGGCAAAGACUAGAGUUUUGUUAAAUUAAUUAGUGAUGCGUUGGCCUGCCAAUUGCGGUUAUAAUUUAAUGACCCACUACUAAUACCCAUGCAGACCUAGACGAACACACUCAGGCGGAGCCACCGCAAUAUACAUAUGCAUUUGUUUUCAACAAAUUUGUGCUGAAUUCUUCAUGUUUUGGGCU